Purpureocillium takamizusanense is the source of this 2063-nucleotide messenger RNA. RefSeq lists its product as uncharacterized. The record is from RefSeq and is a predicted model, not a curated record. The transcript has 2 exons. Gene Ontology annotation, molecular function: 1-alkyl-2-acetylglycerophosphocholine esterase activity. The coding region runs from base 661 to 1917 and encodes 418 amino acids. NCBI's taxonomy places the organism in Eukaryota, Fungi, Ascomycota, Sordariomycetes, Hypocreales, Ophiocordycipitaceae.
CCUUGUGGCAGCAAAACGUGGCGUGCAGCUCAGCUCAGCUUGGGCCUAAGUUACGCCAUUCCUCGCUUCCAUCCAUGGAUCCAUUCUUCCCCAGGGCACCUACGCGUACUUGGCGCCAUCUUACCUACCCAUUGAAGCUUCUUCGUCACCUCCAGGCCGCACCCGCCCCACACCAAACCUCCAUCGCCAUCCCGCCUCACCCUCGCCCGCCCCGGCGCCCGCGCGUCGUCGGAUGAGCCGCUGGCUUGCGGCGCCCUACAGUAUACAUUUUGACAGCAGCACAGCCCGGCAGUGGGUCGGCCGCUCACCAACCCUGUCGGUAGGAGAGGCACUUUGUAUCGUACUUGGUACCUAACGUGGUAUCAUCGGACAGGGGGCAGCGCGGCCCAUCGGUGUUGAGACAUCAGUCUCGGCACAGCGUCAUCGGGCGGCCGAAAGGAAACCCUCCCAUACGCGGCCGACUGGGGUUGCACAUCACACUGCCAAUUGCUCCCAAGACAUGUAAGACGGCAUCGUCCCGCACGCGCGUGCUGCAGAGGCGCAGCGUCUGCCGAACCAUGGAAGCGUCGAACGACAUGGAGCGUAUACAAGCACGCACAUGCAUACAUCGUAUGAAGUACUUAUAUAAACCCUUCGUGGUAGCUUCGUUCACGCCAUGCCAUGCUCUCCCUCCAUCGCCUUGAUCAUCAUCAUCAUCAUCUCUCCAGCUCCCCCGCCAUGCAUCUCGUCGUCUCGCUCACCUGCCUCCUCUCCGCGGCCGCGCAGGCCGUCCUCGUGCCCGGCCCGCCGGGUCCGUACGGCGUCGCCUCGCGCGUCCUCGCCUUCACCGACGACGCCCGGCCGGAUCCCUACGAGCCAACGCAGAAGCGGCGCAUCCUCGUCUCGGCCUUUCUCCCCGUCGACAAGUCCACCCAUGCCUGCCGGCUGGACGCGGCCGCCCUCAUGCCGCCGCUGACCACGUCCGUGUACAACCAGCAAGCCGUCGAGGGCGGGCUGCCCAACGACACCUUUUCCCGCUUCGAGAUGCAGUACUGCAGGCUCCCCGCGCCGCCGCUUAACAACAACAAGAGUGAAAACGGCAAUGGCGGCGGCUGUCGCGGUAACAGCAGCAGCAGCAAGUAUCCCGUCGUGCUCUUCUCGCCCGGGUACGGCGUCUCCCGGCUCGCCUACUCGGCCGGCGCCCGCGCCCUCGCCAGCCACGGCAAGGUUGUCAUCACCAUCGACCACCCGCACGACGCCAUCCUUGUCGAGUUCCCCGACGGGGCCGUCUUUUACGGCGACGUGAACCAAACGGACCCCAACGCGACCCGCAAAUCUCUCCCCAUCCGCGUCGCGGACAUUUCGUUCCUCGUGGACCAGCUUCACCGGCCGUCCGUCAUAGACGCCCUGACCAAGGACUACCCGGGCCGGCUGGACGUCGACAAGCUGAUCCUGUACGGCCACUCGCUGGGCGGCAACACGGCCGCCAACGCCAUGCUGCGCGACGGGCGCAUCCUCGCGGGCGCCAACAUCGACGGCCACAUGUACGGCCCCGUCAUCGAGCGAGGCCUCGCCGCGCCGUUCCUGCUCGUCGGCACGCCCGGCCACAGCGCCACCCCCGGGAGCAACUGGCCGGAGCUGUACGGGCGGCUGCGCGGCGCCAAGAUGGACCUCGCCGUCGCGCGCACGCAGCACCUCGCCUUCACCGACGUGCCGCUGCUGGUCACGCGCAUGCCCGACAUUGCGCCCGAGAACCGCCCGCUGCUGGACAAGUUCAUCGGCGACAUUGACGGCGCGCUGCUGCAGGACGUGGUGCUCGAGGUGGUGAAUGGCUUGGUCGAGCUGGGCGUCGCGGGCAGGAGCGAGAAGCUGCGAGGCAUCGGCGAGAGGUUCAAGGGGGUGGUGACGGUGCUCAAGAGCCGCCUGCCAGGACGGUGAUGACAAAAUCAAAAGACGUCCGACGUGUCAUUUGUUCUGAUGUUGGUCCGUGGGAACAUUUCUGUGUGCCGCCCUACCAUCAGAAAGGAGGGGUUGAGGCUACUUUCACUUUUCUUCUCUUGGAGUAGAUACCUAGGGCCCUACCC